Onthophagus taurus is the source of this 902-nucleotide messenger RNA. It is a transcript of the gene Sod2, whose product is annotated as superoxide dismutase 2. Gene Ontology annotation, biological process: superoxide metabolic process. NCBI's taxonomy places the organism in Eukaryota, Metazoa, Arthropoda, Insecta, Coleoptera, Scarabaeidae. The record is from RefSeq and is a predicted model, not a curated record. Gene Ontology annotation, cellular component: mitochondrion. Gene Ontology annotation, molecular function: superoxide dismutase activity; manganese ion binding.
CAACUAGUACUUUUCGGUUUUACCACCCUAAAACUUCCUAAAUCUUGGUGUUUGGGGUGUUUGGUGUUUAGCAUAACACAACGGAUCAAAGAUUAAUUAUUACGUAAAAAACAUAAAAAUGUUCACCACUAACGUUUUAAAAACUUUAGCUGUAAACGUAGCAAGAGCUGCGAGAAAAGCGCACACCCUCCCUGAACUCCCCUACGCUUACGAAGCCCUCGAACCCGUAAUUUCCCGCGAUAUAAUGUGCCUCCACCACCAAAAGCACCACCAAGCCUAUGUAACCAACUUAAAUGCAGCCGAAGAAAAAUUACGAUCUGCUUUAGAGAAAUGUGACGUAUCCGGGCAAAUAGCGAUCCAAUCCGCUUUAAAAUUCAACGGUGGGGGCCACAUAAAUCAUUCAAUUUUUUGGAAAAAUCUUACCCCAAAUUCUUGUGAACCCACCCCGGAAUUAUGUCAAGCGAUCUCAACAUCGUUUGGAGAUAUGGCUAAAAUGAAGGAGAAAUUGUCUACGGCUGCUGUUGGGGUACAAGGCUCCGGGUGGGCUUGGUUGGGUUAUUGCAAACAAUCAGGGUGCUUAAAAAUUGCGACCUGUGCUAAUCAAGAUCCGUUGGAGGGUACAGUGGGGUUAAUCCCAUUGUUUGGAAUCGACGUUUGGGAGCAUGCCUAUUAUUUACAGUAUAAAAACGUUAGAGCGGAUUAUGUUAAAGCUAUUUUCGAUAUUGUUAAUUGGAAUGAUGUUUCUCAACGUUACACAGCUGCAAAAAAAUAAAGGAUCGUAAUCAAAUAUGUUUUAGAGUUAAAGCUUGUUGAUGAGAUAUUAAAAGCGAAAAAUUAUAUUAUGUGAUCUUAUUUUGUUGUUUCUUUUUGUAUUUUUCGAAUAAUUAUAAUUGUUAAUUAAU